Molecule: messenger RNA, 5336 nt
Organism: Periophthalmus magnuspinnatus
Lineage: Eukaryota; Metazoa; Chordata; Actinopteri; Gobiiformes; Gobiidae
Gene: apaf1
Product: apoptotic peptidase activating factor 1
Exons: 27
Coding region: 152-3916 (1254 amino acids)
Biological process (GO): apoptotic signaling pathway; regulation of apoptotic process
Cellular component (GO): apoptosome
Molecular function (GO): ADP binding; protein binding
Source: RefSeq, a predicted model, not a curated record
GCUCUGAAUCAGGAAGCUCUUCUUCAAAAUUGGGUGUGUAGAUGAGGAAUAAAUGACCCUUGUAUUGCAGCUCAUUCAUUGAGAUCUCCAAAGUGACUUAAGCUGGUGAUCGCUGAAGAUUUAUAUUCUUCAUCCAGUGGCUGGGGGAGCCAUGGCACUGGACGAAGGAUCGCGGAGUUGUUUGCUGCGGGUCCGCCACAGACUGGAGCAGGACAUCAAGCCCACCUAUAUCAUGGACCACAUGAUCAGUGAUGGAGUGAUGACUGUAGAUGAGGAGGAGAAGAUCAGGUCACAGGGACCUAGGAAAGAUCAAGCAGUGGCGCUUCUUGAGUUGAUGCUCAGGAAAGACAAUCGCGCCUACAUUUCAUUCUACAAUGCCUUAAUUAAGGAGGCAUAUGAUGACUUGGCCAGCCUGCUUCAUGCUGACUUACCACGGACAUCACCUACAGCAUACAAGAGUGUUCCUGAUGGCUGUACAUCAUAUGUUCAAACAGUUAUGAGCGAAGGGGGUGUACCGCAGAGGCCAGUUGUGUUUGUCAGUAGACCAGAGCUCUCAAACAAAGUCCGGGAGAAACUUUAUCAGCUUCAGAAGGAGCCUGGCUGGGUCACUAUCUUUGGGAUGGCUGGUUCUGGCAAGUCAGUGCUGGCUUCCGAGGCUGUUCGUCACCACAGCCUUAUUGAAGAGUGCUUUCCUGGAGGCAUUCAUUGGUUGUCCAUUGGCCAGCUGGAAAAACCAGACCUACUUGUGAAGAUCCAGUCUCUGUGCUUUCGGUUGGAACAGGGCUUAGACUCACAGUUGCUCCAUAGAGCUCCAAACUCUCUGGACGAGGCCAAAGAACGCCUGCGUUUCCUCAUGCUCCGGAGAUAUCCAAGAUCCUUGUUGAUUUUAGAUGACAUCUGGGACAGUGCAGUACUGAAAGCAUUUGAUAUUGAUUGUCGAAUAAUGUUGACCACCAGAAACAGAAGCCUCACAGAUUCUGUUAGUGGUGCAAAGUAUGAAGUUGAAGUGGAGAGUGGUCUGGAUGAAAAGAAAGGCUUGGAGAUUCUUGCUUUGUACACAAACAGUAAAAUCCAUGGGCUUCCCGAAGAAGCCCGCUGCAUUGUCAAAGAAUGUAAAGGGUCGCCUCUUGUGGUGUCUCUUAUUGGAGCUCUAUUGAAAGAAAAACCGAAUCGUUGGCGCUACUAUCUGGCUCAGCUGCAGCAGAAGCAGUUCAAGCGUAUAAGAAAGUCUUCUUCCUAUGAUUAUGAUGCCCUUGACCAGGCAAUGGCUGCCAGCAUUGAGGUGCUACCUGAGGAACACAGGGAACUAUACAAAGACUUGACAGUGCUGGAGAAAGACAUCAAAGUGCCUGCCAAGGUGCUAUCAGUAUUGUGGGACUUGCCUAUUGAGGAGGUGGAAGAUAUUCUUGAGGAAUUUGUCAAUAAGUCCUUGCUUUUUGUCGACUUGAACAACAAGCCUUAUCUUUAUUACCUUCAUGAUCUCCAGUUAGAUUUCCUGGUAGAGCAAAAUCGCAAUGAAAUUGAGAGCCUACACACUAAAGUAGUGCAUCAGUACCAGCAGCUCUAUAAAGAUGUGCAUCCUACUUCAGGUGAUGAAGAAAGUCUCUACUGGAUUCGAUUCCUCACAGAUCACAUGGCAAAAGCCAAUCUUACUCAGGAGCUCUACUCCCUCAUGUUUUCACUGGACUGGGUCACUAUUAAAUCACAACUAAUGAGUCCAGCUCAUCUUAUCAAUGACUACAUAGCACAUGGUGCCAUUUUGGAUAAAGAAAACAGUAAGGUACGCAGUCAGUUCCAGGAGUUCCUGUCUCUGAACGGUCACCAGCUUGAGCACCGUCCAGAUGUGGUGCAACUAGCGCUGUCCGAACCCUAUACCUCUGAGGUUUACAGACAGGCCCGCAUGCAAGCACUGGAGCGAUCCCGCAAAGGAAAACUCUACUUUGAUUGGCUGAAUAAAAAAUGUGUAGAGAGUCUGUCCCUUCUGGUGAUACACCCACACCAGGGCUCUCUGUACUCUGCUUGUUUUUCUCAUGAUGGAGCAAAGAUCGCAUCAUGUGGAGCCAGUAAGACCCUGAAGGUGUUCAAAAGCACAUCAGGUGAAAAGCUCAUGGAGCUGCAGGCCCAUGAUGAUGAGGUUCUCUGCUGUGCCUUCUCCCCAGAUGACCAACUGAUAGCUACCUGCUCUAGUGACAGAAAAGUAAAGGUGUGGAAUGUGGAGAGAUCAAUGCUUAUACGAGUCUUUGAGGAGGAGCAUGAGGAGCAAGUGAACCAUUGUCAAUUUACCAACACUACACGCCGACUUUUACUGGCUACAUGCUCUAAUGACAAGUUCUUAAAUGUAAAGGUUUGGAACCUUAACAGGCCAUCUUCUCAGAACACUAUGUUUGGUCAUUUUGAGCCUGUCAACCACUGUUGUUUUUCACCAGAUGAUGCCAUUGUUUCCUCUUCCUCCAAUGAUGGCACUGUGAAGCUUUUUCAAGUGUCUUCUGCCAAUGAAUGGAAGACAAUAAAUGUAAAGGCGUUGUUUGAUGGCGAUGAAGAGGUACUUGUCAAAUGCAGCACCUGGACGGCUGAUGGGAAGCGUAUUGCAUGUGCAGCCAGAAAUGCAGUAUGGGUAUUUGACGUUGAGACGGUUGAUAUGCUGUUCGAGAUUCGAACCAAUCGAUUGAGCAUGGUACAAUUCUGUCAAGCCUGCCCUACAAGUAACCUUCUCGCCAUUGCAUAUUCAAACUAUGGUGUUGAGCUGUGGGAUCUAGAGUCUAACAAAAAGGUGGCUGACUGCAAUGGGCACCUUAGUUGGGUUCAGCGACUCCAGUUCUCCCCAGAUGGUUCACAACUGCUCUCCUGCUCUGAUGACCAAACUGUCCGGUUAUGGGAGACAAAGAAAGUGCACACCUCCUCUGCUGUUUGCCUGAAAAGAGACUCAGAUGUUAUAUUCAGUGAUGAAGAAAUUAUUGUGUCAGCUGCAGACUACUGCAACAGACUGCAGGUUCGUGAUGGGAGGAAAGGACAGGUGUUGUUUCAGUCGGAGGAGAAGUCCUCAAGGGUUCGUUGCACCUGUUUGUGCAAACAGCUCUCCACUGUGGCUCUGGGACAAGAGGACGGCACAGUAGAGGUGUUGGAGGUCCCCUCUGGAAAGCUAUUGGCUUCUCUGCAGGGCCAUACAAAGACGGUGUUUCAUUGCCAGUUCAUCCAGAACGGCCAAACGCUCAUAACAUCCUCUGAGGACACCACUAUUCGCAUGUGGCAGUGGCAGUCAGGGGAGUGUAAAGUACUACUGGGCCAUAAGGAGCAAGUCAGAGGUUUCUCAGUGCUCUCCAACUCUCCCUCAAGGUUGUUGUCCUGGUCCUUUGAUGGCACGGUCAAGGUGUGGGACAUGGAGAGUGGACAACAGCUACAAGACAUACAGGCUCACAGAGGAGCCGUUCUGUCCUGUCAUAUCUCCCCGAAUGGAUCCCUGUUCACUACCACCUCUGCAGACAAGACUGUCAAGGUGUGGUGCUGUGAAACCUGGGGCUGUGUCCACACACUGACGGGUCACUCUGAGUGCGUCAGGAGCUGCAGAUUCUCAUGGGAUGGCCGACGCAUUGCUACAGGAGAUGACAAUGGAGAAAUAAGACUCUGGAGUGUGAAAGAUGGCUCUCUGCUGAAGAUUUGUUCACAAGAAGGAAAAGAUGGUAUGGACUCACUUCACGGAGGCUGGGUGACUGAUUUACACUUCUCACCAGACAACUCUCUCCUCGUGUCAACUGGAGGGUACAUCAAGUGGUGGGAUGUGGAGAGAGGAGAGGCUCUACAGACCUUCUACCCAAAAGGACUUGCUCUGAAGAAGAUCCACGUGUCUCCGGACUUCUCCACCUUUGUCACCAUCGACAACAUUGGCAUUUUGUAUGUUCUACAGAAAGUUGCUCCUUAAAUCUAACCAAAACGCUUGCAAUGCAUCACCAUCAGAAAAAAAGCAUACAGAGAUGGUUUUGGUCUAUUAAUCUUCAAGGGCUCUUCAAUCGUUUCAAAUUAGAGCAUUUGGGGCAUCCAUCUUAUAUAUCUGUUUACUAUAUUUCCCAGUGAGUAGCAAUGUACUCUUCCACCUUUUUUACCCAGGAUGAUUUAUUCAAUUACAACAAAUAUCAAAUGAAUUAUCUAGUUGGGUUUUGAGACAUUUGAUCUUUAAGUUUACUCAAAUGUGAAAGAUUCAUGAGGAGGGCUUGGAAUCAUCAAAUUAGAUUAUUGCAGAAAAGGAAGUUUGUUUUACUUCAUUUCAAAGCGAAACACAUCAUUUUUACAUGGACAUAUUUAUACACCACUGAACAAAGAUUGAAGGUGCCAUACACAACAGUAUCCACUCAUUUGAGCAGGGAUUGAACCAGCAACCAUUGUCGUGCUACCACUGAGCCGUUGUCGUGCUGUCCAUGGGAAUCAGAAUGAUGAAAAAUGAGGAACGUAGCCAUAGCAAUUAUAUCUUUUGAGUAGUGAAAAGGAAGCUGAGACCCAAGAACACAUAUCUAAGCAGCUUUCACUUCAAAUAUUAAAAUAAUGAGGACCAAAACUGAAAGUGUACCAAAGUUUACUGUUUUGCUUUUUGAAUUGAACUGAAGUAAAAUGUCUGCAAUAUUUCUAAUGUGAUGAUGCAUUUGGUAAUCCUCAGUGCAUGUGUGACUGUGAUGUGUCUUCACUGUGAAACGCUGAUCAAACAAUAUGUGUUACUAUGGCCUUAGUGUAUUGCAGCUACAGUGUAUAUGGGUUGUGCUUAACAUAUGGUCUCACAUUUGUUCACCAGCAUGCAUAGUUAUUCAUGUGCACUUUUGAUGUAAGUAUUGAUGGUUAUUGAAUAUUGUAAAAUCUUUGGGACAUAUUUGUAUGGCAUUUUUAAUUCUUUUAACAACAAACCUUUUCUACAAUAUGGCAUUUUAAACAUAUUUCUUGUUCAAAUGCACUUUUUACUGUCUUUUUCAACUCGGUAUUUAUUUAUGUUGUCUUUACCCAAGCCUCUUUGAGCACUUUGACGUUGAAAACAAUCCCUUGUAUUGUUCUCUUAAGAAUCAAGGAAAUCCUUACUUUGAGACUAUGAGCCAUCAUCAUUCAGCAAGUGCUUUUCAUGACUAUACACCACUAAAGCUAAUGUUAAUGCUGUCCUUUAUACUCUAAUGGAGCACAGGGAAUGUUAUUAAUCUCAACCGCUUUGUUAAAUGGUGCUUUCACUAUCAAGUCGAUGUAGUCAAAAUAUUGUUGCUUGUAGGAAGAUCCAUAAUAUUAAAAUAUAGAAAUGUUUCCCUCAGGAUUUCUAAAUGUUUUAUAAUGUGCAAUUGAUGACAAAUUAAACAUCACAUGCUUUGAAA